Messenger RNA from Aspergillus terreus NIH2624, 2472 nucleotides. RefSeq names its product cullin family protein. The coding region runs from base 1 to 2472 and encodes 823 amino acids. NCBI's taxonomy places the organism in Eukaryota, Fungi, Ascomycota, Eurotiomycetes, Eurotiales, Aspergillaceae. Gene Ontology annotation, cellular component: Cul3-RING ubiquitin ligase complex. Gene Ontology annotation, biological process: ubiquitin-dependent protein catabolic process; protein ubiquitination. The transcript is spliced from 4 exons. The record is from RefSeq and is a predicted model, not a curated record. Gene Ontology annotation, molecular function: ubiquitin protein ligase binding.
AUGGCAAUGAGAGCUAGGCAAAAGAUCCGGGCUCCUAGAAGGGGCCCUACUGCGAACAAGACGGACGAUUUUGACUCCAACUGGAACAUUCUAUCCUCAGCCCUCAGACAAAUCCAUACCAAGAAUGCCUCCAACCUCUCGUUUGAACAGCUGUACCGCAAUGCCUACAACAUCGUGCUGAUGACCCGCGGGAACGACCUGUAUGGCCAUGUCCAAGGAUGGGAACAGCAAUGGCUGGAGGACGAGGUUCGGAAACGGGUAACAGCGGCAAUCUCUCCUGUGCUGCUGCUUGGAAAAGACCCGGCCGAUGUCCAAGAUCAAGCAAACGAGCGGAGGGCCGCAGGUGAAAAGUUUCUAGAGAUCAUGAGAGAGUUGUGGGAAGACCAUCAGCUCUGCAUGGGUAUGAUCACAGACGUUCUUAUGUACAUGGACCGCGUUGUCACGUCGGAUCACAAAAAGCCGUCGACUUAUGUGGCCGCAAUGGCGUUGUUCCGCGACUAUGUGCUGCAUUCUCCUAUUCGCGACGACUCUGACACGACGGUUGGUGAUGUGCUCAAAUCGACCAUCCUGUUCAUGAUCCACUUGGAGCGGUUUGGGCAUGUUAUCGACCGAGCGUUGAUCCGACAUUGCGUCUACAUGCUCGAAGGAUUAUAUGAGACGAUACAAGAAGAAGAGUCUAAAAAGCUGUACCUGACGAUGUUCGAGCCCGCGUUCCUGGAGACCAGCAAGAGGUUCUAUCACGAUGAAGGAAAGCGACUCUUGGAGACGGCAGAUGCCACCGUCUUCUGCAAACGUGCGCAGGAACGUAUUGCGGAAGAGCGGGAACGCUGUACGUACACUCUGUCACCUUUGACGGAGCCCAAGAUCAAGGAGGUGCUGGACAAUGAAUUGAUCCGGGCGCAUAUUUCUGAGGUGAUCAAUCUGGAAGGUACGGGUGUGAGGACUAUGAUCGACAACGAUCGCUUGGACGCGUUACACAGCAUAUAUGUCCUCAGUGCCCGCGUGGACAGCAAGAAGCCCCCUCUCACUGCUGCAGUACAAAAGCGGAUUGUAGAGAUUGGUCGAGAAAUCAACGCCUCGGCGAUUCAACAGGGACAGGCUCCUGUGGCGAAACCCGCGGAAAAGACGGCUGACGGGGCAAAGAAAGCAGUAGAGAAGGAGAAGCCGGUCAACCAACAGACAGCAUCUGCCAUCAAGUGGGUGGAUGACGUCCUCGCUCUGAAAACCAAAUUCGACAAGAUCUGGGAGAAGUCCUUCCAGUCAGAUCAGGUCAUGCAGAGUUCGAUUACGACUAGCUUUUCAGAGUUCAUCAACACGAAUACUCGGAGCUCGGAACACCUGUCCCUCUUCUUUGAUGAGAAUCUCAAAAAGGGCAUCAAGGGCAAAACGGAUGAUGAGGUCGAUGCCCUCCUGGAGAAUGGCAUCACCCUGCUUCGUUACAUCAAGGAUAAGGAUCUGUUUGAAGCUUACUACAAGAAGCAUCUGUCUAGACGUCUGCUUAUGAAGCGGUCAGUGAGCAUGGACGCGGAGCGACAGAUGAUCUCGAAGAUGAAGAUGGAGGUUGGAAAUCAGUUCACGCAACGCCUAGAGUCCAUGUUCAAGGAUAUGACGAUCUCGGAGGAUUUGACAACGAGCUACAAGAAACAUAUCCAGCAAUCUGGAGACCCCGACCAGAAGCGGGUGGAUCUGGACAUCAAUGUCCUCACUAGCACUAUGUGGCCCAUGGAAAUCAUGUCCAACACACGUGAUGACCAGGUCCAAUUGUCUUGUAUCUUCCCGAAGGAGAUUGACAGUGUGAGACAGAGCUUCGAGAAGUUCUAUCUGGACAAACACAGCGGCCGGAAAUUGUCAUGGCAGGCGAGUAUGGGCACGGCAGAUAUCCGGGCUACGUUCCACCGAUCAAACGGCAAGGUCCAGCGGCACGAGUUGAAUGUGUCGACUUAUGCCAUGGUCAUUCUGAUGCUCUUCAAUGAUGUGGAGUCCGGCGAGUCACUUACCUUUGAAGAGAUUUUGGAGCGGACUCGAAUCCCCGAUCACGAUCUAAAGCGCAACCUGCAAUCGCUCGCCGUUGCACCCAAAACCCGGGUCCUCAAAAAAGACCCCAUGAGCAAAGACGUCAAUCCCGGCGAUAAGUUCUUUUUCAACAACGAAUUCCAGAGCCCAUUCAUGAAGGUCCGCAUUGGUGUUGUCAGUGGAGGUGCCAGCAAGGUCGAAAACCAGGACCAGCGAAAGGAGACGGAGAAACGGAUGAACGACGAGCGCGGCGCCAGCAUCGAAGCGGCCGUCGUACGGAUUAUGAAACAGCGCAAGAAGCUGGUCCAUUCUCAGCUCAUGACCGAGGUCCUGAGUCAGCUCUCGUCUCGCUUUUCGCCUGACGUGAACAUGAUCAAAAAACGCAUCGAGAGCUUGAUUGACCGAGAAUAUCUUGAGCGAGUUCACGACGACCCCCCGACGUAUGGUUAUCUUGCUUGA